AGGACAAGUCGACGUUAAUACCGAAGCAGCCACAGCCAUGACUAGACGAAGUGGUCGCCUGCAGAAAAGAUCUGAAAAUGCUCCAGGGCAGAAAGGCAACACAACAAAGCGCAGCAACAGAAAAAAGGUUCAGCCCCUGUCAAAGCUGCAGUGUGAGAAGAACCAGCUGGUACUUGAAGGUGUCGCCAAGCCUUGUAAUCUCAUAGAGACUCAUGAGAAGGGAGUCACAGUCGACCAUUAUGAACCCAGCUAUGAAGUUCCCACUGCAGGAGAUUCCUUGGUUUGGCAGUCACCUCUGCCUCAUCUUGGAUGGGGAUCUUCUGAAGAUGUGUGGGUGAAGAUGGUCGGCAGGGAGCAGAAUUACACACACAGCAAGAGCUUUAUGCAGAAGCAUCCCACAAUACAACCCAGAAUGAGAUCAAUCCUCCUCGACUGGUUAAUUGAGGUGAGCGAGGCCUAUACUCUUCACCGGCAGACGUUCUACCUGGCACAGGACUACUUUGACCGGUUCAUGUUGACCCAGAACAACAUUGAAAAGAAUAUGCUGCAGCUUAUUGGAAUAACCUGUCUUUUUAUAGCAUCAAAGAUGGAGGAAGCCUGUCCUCCAAAGCUCUCCCAGAUGGCCUAUGUGACUGCAGGGACCUACUAUGAAGACGAGAUUCUUCAAAUGGAGUUAAUUAUUUUAAAGGCAUUGAGUUGGAACCUUUCUCCUGAAACAGCCGUGUCUUGGCUGAAGCUUUACUUCCAGGUGGCAUCGAUGAACACCAACUCUGACCUGCUGGAGCCACAGUUUCCACAGGACACUUACAUACAAAUGACACGUCUUUUAGACCUGUGUAUCCUCAACAUAAACUCUCUGGACUUCCAGUAUCGAGUGUUGGCUGCCUCUGUCCUGUGCCAUUUCAUUCAUCAGGAAACAGUUGAAAAAGUUUCAGGACUGUCGAAAGAAGCUACCCAGCUGUGUGUUAACUGGAUGGCCCCCUUUGUGGAAUCGCUGGGCCAGUUUGGGAGAGCGACCCUAAAGGAUUUUACCACAAUAAAGAAAGAAGACAGACACAACAUCCAGACGCACACAGACUACAUGACCAUGCUGGAGAAUGCCAGUAAAAAUGAGAACAGCCAGUUUCCCACUCCUCCCAACAGCACAGAGAAAACCUGCCAACACUGAACUGCAAGAGGAAGACUGAAGCGAGUGUGAACAAAGAGGACUCAGGGUUAAGGUCCCACACAGACUUGAUUUGUUUAGUGGAGACGGCUCCUAGCCAGUGGGAAAAGGCUAACGAGGAUACUGAUUGCAUUAUCCAGGAUAUUUUAGGCUUUUAAAUCUGCUAAAGCUUGCUUGUUUGUUUUUUGUUUUUUUUAAAUAAGUGGGUGCUUUUGAUUCAGAAAAAUAUUUUGCUGUAAAAUAUGAGUUUCAUUUCUAGGAAAUGCUGUUUUAUUAUUGAAAGUAACCUGCAGUUUACUUUUGUAGCAUUAAAUGCAUACUGUCUGAAACACUGCUUCAGGGUUAAAAUAGAUGCAGAUGAAAACAAGCUACUUCAUCUGUCGGCCAAUAUCUAAACUAGGUGCGAAAGGUAACUUUAAAGCGCUGAUGUAUGAUACACUGUUUCAUGAACCCUGAUGAAAGCCAUGUGUAAGAAAGCAUGGGCUGAAUAAAGUGCAUACAGUGUGGUUAUCUUUACCAUGCUGCUGUAACUUGACAGUGAUGUAAUUUUAAAAAAAUCAUUCCAAAUGAUUACAAGUGUACAGAUGAUCAACUGUAUUUAUUUAGUUUAUUUUUUACCACAAAAUAAAAUAUACAUUUCCAUCCCCCCCA
Molecule: messenger RNA, 1816 nt
Organism: Micropterus dolomieu (smallmouth bass)
Lineage: Eukaryota; Metazoa; Chordata; Actinopteri; Centrarchiformes; Centrarchidae
Product: G1/S-specific cyclin-E2-like
Exons: 12
Coding region: 38-1168 (376 amino acids)
Biological process (GO): G1/S transition of mitotic cell cycle; regulation of cyclin-dependent protein serine/threonine kinase activity
Cellular component (GO): cyclin E2-CDK2 complex; cyclin E1-CDK2 complex; cytoplasm
Molecular function (GO): cyclin-dependent protein serine/threonine kinase regulator activity
Source: RefSeq, a predicted model, not a curated record